AUGCCAAAUCCCGCCAUGGGUGUAGUAAUUGCAAGCGGAGGAGGGUCAAGUGUGGCGAGGAACGGCCGCAAUGCACAAACUGUGUUCAGCGAAAGCAAGAAUUCCUCGACCGCGGAGCAGAAUGCCGAUCCUUUCUUAGCGAGUGUAUCAGCCACUGAGGGUCACCUAGGUGCUGCGCAAACAUCCUCAGUUGUUCCUACGCUGAAUAUGGAACAACUAGAACUAGAACUGCAGUGGAUUACCCAAACCCACCAGUUACUUGCUCGCGAUGAAGAGACGCGUAAAGUCUGGGAGGUGCAAGUGUUACAGGAGGCCCUUCACACGCCGUUCCUCAUGCACGGGAUCCUGGGUCUAUCUGCACUGCAUCUGUCGCGAUUACGAGACGAAAGUUCUCAAACGAAGUGGUUGAGCAUUGCCAUCUCCCACAAAAACGUCGCACUCUCCGAAUUCUCCGAGCAACUUUCUAACAUCGACCAGUCGAAUGUCAAAGCAAUGAUGAGCUUUGCCGGUCUCGUCGUGGCAUUUAGGUUCGGAAGCUCUCUGACUCCUGGUUCCUCUGACGGUCCCAGCUUAGCCUCUUUGAUUGAUAUAUUCACACUUGCCCGUGGUGUGCAGACAGUUUCUAGCCAGCAGCAAGAGUUCCUACUGAAAAGCAAUUUUGCACCACUGUUCAAUAUCUCGCCCCCAGAACUGACCUGGCCGGAGGAUAUUGUUGAUGCUUUUCGUCGUCUUGAGGAGCUGAACGUCCAAUGUGGACAGCAAUUUGUCCACCACGAUACUGCAACCUAUGAGCGGGAUAUUGCCCAUCUCCGCAGUCUCUCGGCUUUUACCCUAGUACAACCUCAAUCGAUGACUCUCAUUGGGGGAUUCGCUAUUCGAGCUUCCAAGCAUUGUCUCCAUGAUCUCAACCGCGGACACCCGUUCGCUUUGGUCGUGCUGGCCCACUACUGCGGGUUUCUCCCAUAUGGCCCGGGAAAAUUGCAUCAUCUGGAAUGGCCGGUUCAGCAAGUUUGGGGUGCGGGAAGCGAUCAACUUGAGGUUCUAAUGGACAGCUAG
Molecule: messenger RNA, 1056 nt
Organism: Penicillium mononematosum
Lineage: Eukaryota; Fungi; Ascomycota; Eurotiomycetes; Eurotiales; Aspergillaceae
Exons: 4
Coding region: 1-1056 (351 amino acids)
Biological process (GO): regulation of transcription by RNA polymerase II
Molecular function (GO): DNA-binding transcription activator activity, RNA polymerase II-specific
Source: RefSeq, a predicted model, not a curated record